Messenger RNA from Brassicogethes aeneus, 2002 nucleotides. The record is from the annotation of a GenBank genome assembly. Lineage: Eukaryota; Metazoa; Arthropoda; Insecta; Coleoptera; Nitidulidae.
AAGAAAUCACUUUUAGAAUCUAAAAUUUAGAUUGUGUCUCGCUGCUGCUGUUGUUUUUAUAAGACAAUAUUUCUAGUUUUUGAUUUGCUUUAAGUAUUUAGUUACUCUGGGAGAUGGCAAACGAAACGAUGAAUCAGUUUACCGACGAGCUUUUAAAAGAAAAAAUAUUCCACUGUAAGAUUUGCGAUGAACUUUGCCUGUCUGAUAAUUUCCUCGUAAAAGGGACAGGCAAUGUGUGUGCAGAAUGUUUUAAAGAAAAGUGUGGGGAGGAAAUGAAGUCAAAGGCUGAAUCAAACACGGGCCUCAUCUUCAUUUUAGCCAAAUUGAUGUUGCCUUGCAAGUUUCAGUUCAAAGGCUGCAACAAAAGGGUGGCAUCUAAAAAUUAUUCCAAGCACAUUUGUAGUUGUAGGUGUAUUAUCUUUGGUUGUGAUUACAAAAUUAAACAAUGUCCAAUGAAAAAUUUUGAAGGUUGUGAUUGGAGUGGAACCAAUUUUGAAGUAAGUGGACAUUUAUUAAAAACACAUGAAAAGCAAGUUAUUAAAAGUGAAAAUAAUAUUUUUAAAGUUGAAACCGUCUUGUCUGAACCCUUUAACAUGAAGAUAUUAUCUAAUGAUUACCAGAACUGCCUUUUAAAGACUUCGGUCGUCGAUAAUAAAUUUUAUUACGCUUUAAAUCCAGUCGAAAAAUCCGAAGAAAAUGUGGAAUAUUCAGUGGUGCACAGAAACAUUCAAAAACCAAAACAUUCGGUGAUAAAAACCAUUGGUACUCUUACCAAACUGAAUGGUAUUUAUAACGAACAAAACCUGAAUGAAAACCCCAACGCAACUGUGGUAGACAUUGAUUCUUUGAAAAAUCUUGCAGACGACAACAAUAUGAUUUCAAACGAAUUUAAUUUAAAUCCUAUGGGAAUAGAUGAAAAUAUGCUGAAAUUGUUGGAAUGCCCUGUAUGUAUGAGCACAAUGAGGCCCCCAAUAUAUCAGUGCAACCGUGGACAUAGCAUUUGCAUCAUAUGUCAUGGAGAAGUAAAUGCAUGUCCUACAUGUAAGGGAGAAUGGAGCAAUGUAAGAAACUUCUUAGUGGAAAAUUUGACAGCCAACAUAAAGUAUACCUGCAAGUUUAAAAAAUUGGGGUGCAAAGAAAUUGCAGUUGAAGGCGAAAUCAAGAAACACGAAGAAACUUGUUUGUUGAAUAGUAAUAAAUCUGGAUCUGACAAAAUUGCCAUUAAAGAAGAGACUACAAAAUUUAUGGGGGAGCAAUUUGUAAAAUGUAAAUUUGAUCUUCAUGGAUGCAAAGAAAUUGGGAUUAAAAGUGAAAUGAUAAAACAUGAAGAAUUGUGUGGGUUUUGCAAAUACAAAUGCCCGUUAUGCCCACUAUUUCUACAAGCAAAUGUUAUAUCAAAACAUGUCAAAGACAGUCAUAAUGGUCAAAUAUUAGGGAAUAGGUUUAGUUAUAUUUUAAAUUACUCUGGUAUAAUUAAAUUAAAGGUAUUUGAUUCAAAAUUAUUCAGAAUAUCGAAUUACUUUGAUGAUUCAUAUAUAUAUUGGGUUGUCGAAUUGAUUUGCUCCAAAGAAGACCCCAGUUUGUAUACUUAUGAAAUAUUUUUUUCAAAAAAUGCAAAUGAAACGCCAUUGGUAUUUAAAUCAACUUGUUUAAAAGAACAAACAAACAAACAAAGAUUAAAGUUUCAUGGCAUUGCAUAUUGUGAUUACACCCACUUUAAAGUGUCAUUAAAAAAAGCCAAUUAAUUUAAUGAUAUUUUAAUAUAAUAUUGUUAAUACCUAGGUAAUAGUUUUAACGUUUAAAGCCGGGUCUACAAUUGUCGCAUGGGUCCGAUCGCAGAACAUAAGCUUGCGCAAAGGACUUCGCAACAUGGCGAUGGAGCAAGGUUCUUUUGUCAGCUGGGUGCUUUGCGCAAGCUUAUAUUCUGCGAUCUGCGACCUGCGACAAUUGUAGACCCGGCUUAACAUGUUUUGUAUACUUUUUAUACUUGAAUAAAAUAAAU